AUGCAAAAAAUCAUGGUUUAUCAAAAUAUUUUGAUUUUUUAUCUUUUUUACCACACCUGAGCUAUAAACUUUUCCCAUUUGGAUAACUCACCAGACCCUAUCGCUAAGGCUUAUUCUCAAAACUACAUAUCUUUAUUUAUUUAUGCUUGUGUUUCCGGCUGAAUUAAAUUGUAUUCAUUUUGACUAAUAAAUUUUCUACUCUUACCCUUGCUGCAAUUGAAAAAUCUAGCAAAAAUUGUUUUAUAUAAUUCUAUCUAUAAAAGUACAAAUUUAGUUUUCGAUUUAAUAAAGAAAAUUUCCCAUCCUGUAGAAAAUUUAAGCACAUUAUGCUUAUAA
Blepharisma stoltei is the source of this 336-nucleotide messenger RNA. NCBI's taxonomy places the organism in Eukaryota, Ciliophora, Heterotrichea, Heterotrichida, Blepharismidae. The record is from the annotation of a GenBank genome assembly.